This is a messenger RNA of Copidosoma floridanum, 4705 nucleotides long. Its product is annotated as putative protein phosphatase CG10417. Gene Ontology annotation, biological process: protein dephosphorylation. Gene Ontology annotation, molecular function: cation binding; protein serine/threonine phosphatase activity. NCBI's taxonomy places the organism in Eukaryota, Metazoa, Arthropoda, Insecta, Hymenoptera, Encyrtidae. The record is from RefSeq and is a predicted model, not a curated record.
UCACGGGUCACGGUUCCGCUGCUCUUAACGUAAAGAGCUGUGAGCCACAAAGCUCUCACAGCGAGGAAAUAACGAUGGGGGUCUACCUGUCCACGCCUUCCGUCGAAAAAGUGUCCAGCGAUGAGGAAGGUAAUCGCGUCGCCUACGGGGCGAGCUCCAUGCAGGGCUGGCGCAUGAGCCAGGAGGAUGCUCACAAUUGCUGCAUAGACUUUGAUGAAGAAACGUCGUUGUUUGCUGUUUACGAUGGUCAUGGUGGAGACGAAGUUUCUACAUACUGCUCGCAACAGUUACCACAAUUUUUAAAGAAUACAGAUGCAUACAAGAGAGGUGAUAUCAAGCAAGCCUUGAUCGAUACCUUUUUGGAUUUUGAUGCUUCCUUGACAACACCAGAAGUAAUCAAAGUUUUAAAAGCAUUUGCUAAAGAUGACCAGAAUGAUUCUGAAAAUGAAGAAGAUAAUGUUGCUAGAUUACGUAUGGAAGCAAGUAUGCCAAUUGAAGAAGUCUUAUCCAAAUACAAAACAGAAAUCGAAGACCAUAUAAUUAAGAAAUCGCCACAUUUGGCUUAUUUACGAGAUAACAAAGACACUGGAGAAGCAUCUUCAUCUGGAGCCAGUUCUUCAGGCAUCACUGGAUCCUCAAGUAAAAAAUCAUGUGUAGCUGGUUCCUCAAAUGCUUGUUCAUCCUCUGGAACUGGAUCUUCUUCUUCAUCUGGAGUUGGUUCUUCUUCUAGUGAUGGCUCCAGCAGACGAUCGGAAAAUAACGAUUCAAAUGUCAGCAGUUCUAGCCAACAAUGUGAAUUAGCGUCAUCAUCUGGCUCUCAAAAUAAAAUUGAAGCCCCCAACAGUAGUGAAGCUGAUCAGGAACUUGAUUCAACCACAAGCAAUGGUGAUACUGCUUCCGCAUCUCAAGUCGAUUCAUCAGCAGACUCGAAACCAGUAAAAGCAAAAGUUUCAGAAAUGCCAGAUAGUUCUGAAGAUGCCAACGAAAGGGUAUCACCUAGUAAAGUCACAAACUCAGCUUCUGUUCCCAGCGAAGCUGAAGUUAAUGGAGAAACAAAUAAUGUUGAAACUGCUGAUAGCAGUAAAAGUGUCAAUGACAAUGAGUGUAGUAGCAGUUGUUCUGCUGUACCACUUGAGAAUGGCGAGGCCGAACAGCUGGAGAAUAUCAGUAGCAGUGGAUUUAAAAGCAAUCAGAAUAAAGAACUGUAUAAAAACUUUAUUAACUCUGACUCCUCUGACAGUGAUAGCGAUGACGAUAAUUAUGAAAAUACAGACGUGAGCUAUGAUGACGAAGAAGACGAUCCUGAUGGUGAAGAUGAUUCGGCAGAAAGUGAAAAUGACGAAAACGAUGAACUCGCUGAUGAUGAAGAUGUACAAGAUAUACCAGCUGACGAGGAAGAAGAUGACGACGAGGAUGAGGAUGAUGAAGUGGAUAUUAGGGAACCUAAUGAUGAACCUGGAGCUGACAGCGGGUGUACAGCUGUAGUAGCUGUUCUUAAAGGUAACGAAUUGUAUGUAGCUAAUGCAGGUGACUCUCGAUGUGUUCUCUGCAGAAAUGGGGAAGCUGUUGAACUGAGUUUUGACCACAAACCUGAAGACCAAAUCGAGAUGGAUCGCAUUGUCAAGGCUGGUGGUAAAGUGACAAGUGACGGCCGAGUUAAUGGUGGACUUAAUCUAUCCAGAGCACUCGGUGACCAUGCUUACAAAAAGAGCAAAGAUCUACCUGCACAAGAACAAAUGAUAUCAGCAUUGCCUGACAUUCAGACUGUUACAAUAGAUCGCGAAAAGGAUGAAUUCAUGGUAUUAGCGUGCGAUGGUAUAUGGAACUCUAUGUCAAGUCAGAAAGUCAUUACUUUUGUACGUGAGCGUAUAAACCAGCCAGACAAGACUCUUUCAAAAAUAUGCGAAGAGCUCUUUGAUAAUUGCCUAGCUCCUAACACUCUUGGAGAUGGUACAGGAUGCGAUAAUAUGACCGCGAUAAUCGUAAAAUUUAAAUCGUUGCAAUUAGAGAAAGAGGCAAGCUCCACAGAAGAUGCCGUGCUAGAAAAUAAGAAGAGGCCAGCAUCGCCUUGCACAGAAAACAACGGAGAUGGAGAUACUGUCGAAAACAAUGCGGUGGAUAAUAAUAAGCGUAUGAAAAUGAAUGAAAUGUUGGAUUUCGAGCUCGACAAAGCUAACUCGUCGUCGCCAGCAGCUGCAGCUGCAGCCUCGGCUUGCAUCAUUGAACCAGUUGAGUUGCCUGUCAAGUCGCUCAUCAUGUCUGGCAAUCAGGCUGGGAACAAGUGUCCCUCCGAGUACGUUAAACUCAAUAUUGGUGGUUCCUUGCAUUACACUACCAUUAGCACCCUCAGGAAGCAUGAUACAAUGCUACGUGCCAUGUUCAGUGGUAGGAUGGAGGUGCUCACAGACUCUGAAGGAUGGAUACUAAUUGAUCGCUGUGGUAAACAUUUUGGGACUAUAUUGAAUUUCUUGAGGGAUGGCACAGUCCCUUUGCCAGAAAGUGCCAAAGAAAUAGUGGAGCUCCUUGCUGAAGCCAAGUAUUAUUGUAUCAGUGAACUGGCUGAAUCCUGUGAACAGGCACUCAAGAGGAAAGAAAAAGAAACUGAUCCCAUAUGCAGGGUGCCACUUAUAACCUCUCAAAGUGAGGAACAGUUGCUUAUAAGCAGUACUACAAAGCCUGUGGUCAAAUUACUUGUUAACAGACAUAAUAAUAAAUAUUCAUACACAACUACAUCUGACGACAAUCUUUUGAAAAACAUCGAACUCUUUGACAAAAUGUCUCUUAGAUUUAGUGGUAGAGUUCUAUUUAUUAAAGAUGUUAUAGGCUCUAGUGAAAUUUGUUGCUGGACAUUUUAUGGACAUGGGCGUAAAGUGGCUGAGGUUUGCUGUCAUUCUAUAGUGUACACAACUGAUAAAAAACACACAAAGGUUGAAUUUCCAGAAGCGCGCAUUUACGAGGAAACCUUGAACAUUUUACUCUAUGAAAAUCGAAAUGGACCUAAUCCAGAGCUAAUGCAGGCUACUUCAUCAAAGGGUGCAGUAAGUGGGGCACCGACCUGUACAUCUGACGAGGAGGAGGGUGAGCGCUCUGGUCUCAAUCGACUUCGUACCAACAAGCAAAACACAAACUGACCCACCCUGAUGCCCACUUACCCAGUUAUUCGUGACGUGAGGCACUUUCUUAAGGCUCGAGCAAACAUUAAAUAGCUCACAUGAUAAUGUCUUCAGAGAAGAACUGACAAUUUAUUAAGUUUUUCACGAGUAUAAAUUUUUUACUUGGUUCUAUCUAAGCUUUUAGAUCCAAUGCUUUGAACUCUUAUUCUUAUAAACAACUUUUUACAUUAUAGUUUAUUAACAUCGGUACUUUAAACGACUUUCACAACAAUUUGUUGAAUACCUCGAUGGAAAAUGUUUUUUUUUUAAAUCAGCAAUCGCUGAUUCAUAAUCGUCAAAUAGGUAAUGACUCGAAAAAUUCUACGUAAUUAGUGUGAAAUCUUUAUUGGGCUAAUUGAAGCAUGUAUGUGAGGGUCCUGGUUGUUAAAUGUGCACGAGUUUUAAACGAUAUUUUCCCUAACACGAACGCGGUAAAUGAACGACCAAAGUUAAAGGAAACGCCUUAGUUGAGAAAAUAAAAUCAUAAUAUUUUAUUUUAGACCUUUAUUUAUUUUUAGUUAAAUAUCUAUAGAUUACGAGAAGUAUAAACUAUCGAAUCAACUACGAAUAGAGUACGAAACUUAAACAAUGAAUAAUCUUCUGUACAAAAAAUAUUUAUUCAAGUUCGAAUCAUAAUGUUUAUCAAAGUAUGUUUAAGAAUGACAAUCUAGUAAUUAUUCCAAUCAACUUUAUAAUCCGUCCACGUAGGUCGGACGGCAGAGUGACAGACUUGAGAUCUAGCGGCCAUGGGCUUAAGUCUUGAUUUGUAUCUUGUGUUUGUGCCGAGCUUAGAAAAUGGGUUAAAUCCCCAUAAAGUACAUUAAUUAAGUAAAAAAUCUUUUGUAUCAAUUUCUGUAUAAACUAUGACUGUCAACUAAUUUUACGUGCCAAACUUUAAAAACAUAGUCUAAAAAUGAAAUACAGAUGCCAUUUUAAUGGAAUUAUUACUAUUAUUUGAUCAAUUUUUCUGGGCUACAGAUAUAAUGAAAAACGAAUAAAACCAUACCUGUAAUUUUGUAGUAUCUAAGUAGUAUUAAUAAGUGUAAGCAAAGCUCAAGCUUUUGUUUUGUAAAUACGGUAUUGACUGAAACUUGUCUGUUGAAAGUAUGACUUAUUUACAUUUGUAAUUGAUUUCUUUAUAAUAAAUCAUUGACAAAUAGUAUUACAAAUUAUAUUAAAUAAAUAAUACAUUCAAGUUCUUUAUUGAUUUGAGACACAAGUGCCGACGUUUGAUCGACAUUAAGCCGAUUGGUGUAUUUUAAUUUUUAAUUACUUACACUUUCAAUGUCGUAAUUUUUACUUAUUAAUUAAUCAAAUAUAAUGUGCAUUUUGCUAAAUUCAAAUAACUCACGUAAAAUCUUUUAAUAAUGUUUUAUUAAAGGUAACAUAAGUUUUUAAUAAACUUCAUUUCACUACAUUUUGGUAUAUGAUUAACAAUUUCAAUAUAACGGUAUACUUUAUAUGUUUAUCAAUUUUUAAAAAAGACAGACUGGUUUGAAUGAUUCUUAGGUGUCAUUAUAAUUCCAAAAUGAUGUAUAUAAUAAUAAUUAUAU